UCCCCCCUAGCUCCCUCCGAUUGGUCAGAUGCGGAGUGGUACAUUCCGGUAUUCCGGCUAUAGGAUCGACGGACGGAGCGGUCCAUUGCAAGCAGCAAAAGGGGGGGUUCGGGCCUAGGUUGGGGCUGUGGGGCCUGCCUGGAUUUGUGACUUUCUUCGUCUCGCCGUGCAGGGGAGAGCGGUGGAGCAGGAAGCCGUGGCGGUAGAACAUGAGGUCGUAGGAUCGGUAACAAGCCAAGGAAGAAGGAAAGACGGUCAGAGGAGAGAGACAUGGACAGCCAGUGCACAGUACAGGUGAAAUUGGAACUGGGUCAUCGAGCCCAACUAAGGAAGAAGCCUACUACAGACGGAUUCACCCAUGACUGGAUGGUCUUUGUUCGUGGCCCUGAACAGUGUGACAUACAACAUUUUGUAGAGCGAGUGGUCUUCAGGCUGCAUGACAGCUUCCCCAAACCCAAGCGUGUCUGUAAAGAACCUCCGUAUAAAGUAGAGGAGUCUGGAUAUGCUGGUUUCAUUUUACCCAUUGAAGUACACUUUAAAAAUAAGGAGGAACCCAAGAGGGUUUGUUUCAACUACGACUUGUUCUUGAAUUUGGAAGGAAAUCCCCCAGUGAAUCACCUGCGCUGUGAGAAGCUAACUUUCAAUAAUCCAACAAAGGAGUUCCGCCGGAAACUACUAAAAGCAGGAGGGGUGUUGGUUAUGCCAGAGGGAGCAGAGACUGUGUCCAGACCAAGCCCAGAUUAUCCAAUGCUGCCAACAAUUCCCCUCUCUGCCUUCUCGGACCCAAAGAAGGCUAAACCUUCUCAUGGGUCAAAGGAGGGAAACAAGGACAGCAAUAAAACCUCAAAACCCCACAAAGUUACCAAGGAACACCGGGAACGACCAAGGAAAGAUUCCGAGAGCAAAAGCAAGGAAAGUGAAGGAAAUAAGCAAUCCAAGGAAACCUCUUCUCGAAAACCUGCUGAGAAUAAACCUCCUAAGGAAGAAAAGGCACCCCCAAAAGUUGCUUUUAAGGAACAAAAGAUGGCACUGAAAGAGCCUAAACAGGACAAUAUGUCUCCUAAAGGGGGUCCAGCUGAUGUUAAGCCAACUAGCAAAAGGCCUCCAAACACAGACUCUCCUAAAUCCACAAACAAAAAGCCGAAGAAAGGUAGCUCCAAAGGACUCUCUGCGACUUCCCCUCGAGGCCCUCCCAACCCAGUUAGUAACACCACCACGUCUUAUCCUGAGAAAAAGCCAGUUAAGGAAAAGCCUGUGAACAAAAUUGAAAGGCCCAAACCAGAAAAUGAGGUGAAGAAGCCAGCCGAACCUGAGGAUUCAAACUCAGAGGAUGAAGGCUCUUCAAAGUCAGAGUCUGUCCCAUCAAGUCCUUCUAACAGUAGUUCAAGUUCAGACUCCAGCUCCGAAUCCGAUUUUGAACCCUCACAGAACCACAGCCAAGGCCUUCUGCGAUCCAUGGUGGAAGAUCUCCAGUCAGAAGAAUCAGAUGAUGAUGAUAGUACAUGUGGAGAAGAGACUGCUCCGAAGACCAAAACAACGGGUAGAGACUCCCGGAUGAGUCUCAGCGACAGUGACAGCAGUGAUGACUCCUGUGCCCAUAGCCGUGGGCCUGCUCCUAUACAGAAAAUACCCCCAGUUAAUAACAAGACCACAGGUCGUAGAAGUCCAGAGACAUGCACUAAAUCAGAUAAGAUGCUGAAGAAAGGAGAAUAUGAUAAGGCAUACACAGAUGAGUUAGUGGAAUUGCACCGGCGGCUAAUGGCUCUAAGGGAGAGGAACGUCCUUCAACAAAUUGUAAACCUAAUUGAAGAGACAGGGCACUUCAAUGUCACAAACACGACUUUCGACUUUGACCUCUUUUCUUUGGAUGAGACAACAGUCCGCAAACUCCAGAGCUAUCUGGAGACUGGAGCUACAUGACCCCAGAGAAGAGGGGAAGAGAAGGAGAGGGAAGAGCGUGAUGUUUAGCAGUUUGCUCGGAAACAUCCCCAUCCCCUGAACCAGUCCAGGGAACGUCUGGAGAUGACCAGUUGCUCCCAGUCAAUAAGAUCUCUCUCACCGAUCCACCCUGCUGCUCCAAUCAACGUAUCACUCCAAUGUGCAGUAUUUUACAGGCGCACAACGGUUAAGCGGAAUUUCAAACUAUUCUUGUAUUUUCAAAAUACAGAUAUAAAUUUUAUACUAUAGUGGCUGCAAGUUUGAAAAUUUCAGUGCGGCAGUCCCUUCAGAUUUGGCAGGGAGAUGUCCGUUUGUGGAGGUAGUAGAAGCAUACAACACAGAGAGGUUUAUGUAUAGGAUGGAAUGUCCAUGUGUACACACCUAAACCGUCACACCUGGGCUACAAUAUAUAUUUAUAUACAUAAGCAGACCAUCUCUGUCUUAGGCGAAACUGCAUCUUUUCACUAAAAUUUAUAUAUGUCUGUAUUUUGAGACUACAUCUCGAAAGGCAUUUUUGCACUGAACGUGCUCCAAUGACUGCAGAAGAAAGGAAACCCUUCGGUGGUGCUUUCAGCGGGAUUCAUUACUCUGAAUGAUAUCCCUUUCCUUCCACUGAUCUCGCCAUUUAGUGUUUUUCCUUCUUCAAGAAGUGGUGUAAAUGAGAGAGAUUAUAUUUCGGGUGAGCAAGAAGAGACUCGGCAGCACAAACUUCACUCUGCUUUGAAAACAUUACGGAACGUUCGGUCUGUAAGCUGUAUAUUCUAUAUAUAUUAUAUAUAUGUAUGUAUUUUAUGUAUAAGAGGGCCUGGAGAGGCAAUGUAUGAUUUAAUUUUUUUUUUUUUAUUAUUUUUUUUAUUCUUUAAGGGAUAAGGGUUGAACACGGAUAAUUUCUUUUCUCUUGCCGUAAUUUUAAUGCUUUUUAUUCCAUUGAGCAUGAAAUACUAAAUUUAAGGAGUUAGGUAAUAUUGGAGGUCAUGAUUUAUAAAAAAAAAAAAAUUAAGUGGAGAGAUAUUAAACCUUUGUGCUACAACGGUUUUAUAAGUUGCCUCUCCUUUUUAAAGGGAUUAAAUACUAUCUCCACUCCCUCCUCAAGCAAAGGACAGAUUUAAUCCAGGGGGGGGGGCGGGAGGGGUGAGUUUUUAUAUCGGACUUUAUCUGGCUUUGCACCAGCAAAUGGUUUAUUACUCUUUGUAUGCUCUGGCCUUGUUUGCUAAGUUACAAUGAGGCCACCGUGUCCCAAGAGGUGGGAAGGCAAAACUAACCGGACCAGACAUAUGACCGUUAUCCACACUACAAACUACGUUUUUGGGAGCUAAGCUUAUUCUAAUACUUCAGACUUUUUAUUCUGGGUACAUUAUCUUCUGGGAACUAAACCAGUUGCAGAAACAGUAUUUCAGUUUUAUGUAACAAGAGAGUUAAAUUAUAAUAUGUUAAGCCAAUUAAAGAGCAAUGCUUAUGAAGUCUGUAUUUUGAUCAAUCUGCCCUCACAUUUCGUAUACAGAGAAUAAUCUGAACUGUAGUGAACUGAAAAUUGAGUUACAAAGUUUAGGCCAAAGACUUGAUAUGGAAUACUUAUUCAUACUGCUGUUUUAUUUUAUUUUUUCAGCCUAAAUUUUGCGAUUCGAUUUUACGUUCACUACAAUUUUAGUGGUUUAGUGAACAAACUACAAUUUUUUAAAAAAUGUUUUAAUGUAUGAACAAUUUCAGGUGGAGGCUUGAGACCAUCACCAUGGAAACCAAUUGAAUGUGUGUGCCGAUUGCUUCAUUUUUAGAACUUUGUCAGACAAUUGCUCCUAAUAUAUAAUUUACAUGUUUUUAAAUGUCUAUUGCUCUUGCGAUCUGUAUAUUCCAAGCAUCGCUGCUAUCCAAUAAUCCUUUCUUCUUUUAUACGCACGUGUCCCAAACCGUGUAGUAACUGCUUCUAGCACCAUUCUCCAAUAUGUUGAAUAACCCGUUCCAUGAAAGAAAAACUGUUUUACCUCCAGCAGAGGGUUUUCAUACUUGUUAGUUUAUAGUUUGGCCUGACCUCCUCAUCCAUAACCUAAAACACUAACUUUUAUAUA
This is a messenger RNA of Pelobates fuscus (common spadefoot toad), 4001 nucleotides long. RefSeq names its product MLLT1 super elongation complex subunit (gene MLLT1). The coding region runs from base 271 to 1920 and encodes 549 amino acids. The transcript has 12 exons. The record is from RefSeq and is a predicted model, not a curated record. Gene Ontology annotation, cellular component: transcription elongation factor complex. Gene Ontology annotation, biological process: positive regulation of DNA-templated transcription. NCBI's taxonomy places the organism in Eukaryota, Metazoa, Chordata, Amphibia, Anura, Pelobatidae. Gene Ontology annotation, molecular function: chromatin binding.